Molecule: messenger RNA, 702 nt
Organism: Rotaria sp. Silwood2
Lineage: Eukaryota; Metazoa; Rotifera; Eurotatoria; Philodinida; Philodinidae
Source: the annotation of a GenBank genome assembly
GUGCUCGUCUAGUAUUGAAAAUAUCAAUGUUAGAAAAUUUAUAAUUCAUGAGACAAAGAAAAAAUCUAGUGCGUAUGUGUCACGCAAGUUUUUCUAUAAGAAAUAAUAUCGCACAGGUAUAUAACGUGUAUCGUACUUUGCAAUUAAAAUCAAAAUAUAUUUAUUCUGUAUUAGGUCAAUGCUCAAGAUCAAAACAUAAAAAGAUCUCGUCUGAAACUCGUCAUUUGAUUUUAAAUGGUUCAACAAUUAUUAACGAUAUUGUUGAAGAUAAUAAUCGAAUUAAAUCAAUCAGGUACCAAUGAUUUUAUUAUUUUAACAUAAAUAUUUUAAUAAUUUAAUGGAAUAAUAAAUAAUUGUCCACCAAUCAAAAUGUGUGUUACAGAAUCAUUAAUAGAUUCUUGUCAAUGUCCAGUUUAUGCAACACCUUCAUCUCGUCUUGAUUCACCAUUAUUCUAUUUAUUAAUAAAUGAACAAAUUGAUCCAAUGACUUAUUUUGUUUUUCAAAAUGAUAAUGAAGAAAUAGGAAGAAUACCAUUUCCAACUGUUAUUCGUCAAGAACUAGAAAAAAUGUCCGUAAUUACCAAUGAAAAUAGUCCUCCAAGGGAAAUAUCUCCGACAUCGCAAUUAUUUCAAUCAACUACAAGAACAAAUACUCCGUCAGUCAAAGAUAUUCACAGAGAUGAACCAAUAUUAGGCUUUUAA